Molecule: messenger RNA, 4233 nt
Organism: Monopterus albus (swamp eel)
Lineage: Eukaryota; Metazoa; Chordata; Actinopteri; Synbranchiformes; Synbranchidae
Product: protein kinase, AMP-activated, gamma 1 non-catalytic subunit
Exons: 12
Coding region: 246-1325 (359 amino acids)
Biological process (GO): protein phosphorylation; regulation of catalytic activity
Cellular component (GO): nucleotide-activated protein kinase complex; cytoplasm; nucleus
Molecular function (GO): protein kinase binding; AMP binding; protein kinase regulator activity
Source: RefSeq, a predicted model, not a curated record
UUGUCGUUGAUGUAAAACAGCUGGUCACUUUUCAUUUGGGUAGCUGUAGAUGUACAUCAAAUAUGUAGGCAGACAUCAUUGGUGGUGAUUAUGGUCAACGUGGUCUGUGGUGCGGUAACACUACAUGUACUACGGUAAGGACUGCACAACCAUUCAGGUUGCGAGCUGUAGCGGAAGGUCUAGCUGUGCAAGAUCCUGACAGUUGUACGCGAACUACAGGGAGGUAAUAAGGCGAGGGAAGCAGUAUGGAGUGUAUACCCAUAACUAUUGAUGAUUUUGAGGGAAAAAAGGAUGCAGUCAUAGAAGACUCAGAGAAGAAUGUGUACACCAGAUUUAUGAAGUCGCACCGGUGUUAUGAUCUUGUACCCACAAGCUCCAAAUUGGUUGUGUUUGAUACAUCACUCCAGGUCAAGAAGGCAUUUUUUGCUCUUGUUUCUAAUGGGGUAAGAGCAGCACCUCUGUGGGACAGUAACAAGCAGUGCUUCGUUGGUAAGAGUAAUUUUCAUUUCACUCUGUAUCACUCUGAGACUAAGUUCAAUAAUGGACUGAUGAAAUGCUUCCAAUUCUGCUCUGCAGGUAUGCUAACCAUCACAGACUUCAUUAACAUUCUUCAUCGGUAUUACAAAUCUCCAUUGGUUCAGAUAUAUGAAUUGGAAGAACACAAAAUUGAAACAUGGAGAGAGGUGUACCUUCAAGACUCUUUCAAGCCCUUGGUUAACAUAUCUCCCAAUGCAAGUUUGUAUGACGCAGUGUCAUCUCUGCUGAAGAACAAGAUCCACAGAUUGCCUGUAAUCGACCCGCUGACUGGGAACACGCUCUAUAUUCUCACACAUAAGAGGAUUCUCAAGUUCCUGAAGCUUUUUAUAUCAGAGAUGCCGAAACCCUCGUUCUUAAGUCAAACCUUAGAGGAACUAAACAUUGGAACAUUCAAGAACAUAGCGGUGGUCAGCAAAGACACGCCCCUGUACACAGCCCUGGGUAUUUUUGUUGAACAGCGAGUGUCAGCACUGCCUGUUGUGGACGACAAAGGUCGUGUAGUGGACAUUUACUCAAAAUUUGAUGUCAUAAACCUGGCAGCAGAAAAGACGUACAAUAACCUGGAUGUGACUGUGACCAAAGCCUUGCAGCACCGCUCUCAGUACUUUGAAGGAGUUUUGACCUGCCACAGACACGAGACCCUGGAGGCCAUCAUCAACAGACUGGUGGAGGCCGAGGUACACAGACUAGUGGCUGUGGAUGAACAGGAUGUGGUGAAGGGAAUUGUGUCUCUGUCAGAUGUUCUCCAGGCAUUAGUGCUUACCGAUGGAGAAGAGGGCACAGUUUGAGGAAGGAGCACAAGGAAACCAUACAUUGUUUUAAAAGGAGGCCAAAGCAAAUGGAGAAACAGAACUGACAUGCAAGAGGGGAAUUAAGAUAGUAUGUUCUAGUAUAAUCAUCCAUAUCCCUGUAACCAGAUUUCAUGUAAUCACACAUGUAAUUAACUGCAGUUUUAGCAGCCCAGAAAGAUUUAAUUUUAGUACCACUGGCCAUGCAGAAGCUUCUAUAACAUGAGCCUAGACAGAUGUAAAAGCACAAGAAACCUCUGAUGAGGAAUUGCCGUAUAGCAGCGUCAUUCCCACCUUUGUGGCUGCUGUAGUGCCAAUAUACACAGUGCAGGACCAUUAAUUAUGACUGAUUACUAAGGUGUUCCUUAUAAUAUAAAUCUUUGCUAAAUAAAAUUAGUAAUCAGUUUAGUAGCGAAAGGAAACCAGAUACACCAGUAUUGCCUUUUUUUUGUGGCAUUUCUACAAGACUGAACUCUAAACACACACUGAGUCUAUUUUUUUUAAACACUGUUUCACUUCAGUGUUGUGUGUCUGGCUUAUUAGAUAUUUGUUCAAACCCUGAUCUUUGCCCAUGUAUGUACUAUGAUAUCUUGUUAUUCUGUAUUCAGUUAGCUUGAUUAUUUAAACAUAGGUAGAGGACUGACAGCUACAGUUUCCCCAUUUGCGAAGACAUAUUGAUCUAUACAGUAUAUGGUUACUUAUGUAUUUAUCUGUAUGUCAUACAUACUGCAUCUACACACAUGCUACCUGUGUGAAGUUUGUUGAAUUAGCUUAAUUUGUUGUUCAGUAUACUCUCAAGACCUUGGAGAUUGUUAGUAGUCUGCACUGAUUCACAGAUGUGAAAUGAAAAGGGCCUGACCAUGUUUUAACUUUUUAGCAAGUUAUAACUUUUGCAGGUUUUAGCUUCAGGACGUUUUGCCCCCAGAAUAUUUUUGGAUCAAUUUUAAGGCCGUUUCCAUGGACUGAAAAAAUUGAUUUAACCUGUUUGUCAACACUUAAAUCAAAUUAUCACAGUUACCAGUGGUGAAGAAUUCAAGCGCUCAGAUUUUAUUCUUUUGUGUAGCUAGACAGCAAAGUAUCAAACCUUGAACAGUACUUAAUACUCCCAAAACAAUCACAGUGGUGAAGUCUAGAACAUCACUGAUAAAUUUGCUUUAAAGCUAUGUUUACAUACUGUACAGUAAAGAUUGCUGGUACAACUUCACCCACUGUACAAGGUGCACAAACAAGGGAAAAACAAACUGUAAAAACAAAAAGUCCAACACUUGCAGUGUUUUGAGUAAUUUUAAUGUGAAGCUGAAACACAUUGGUCUUUGGUCUUCACAUUAAAGUUGCUCAAAACACUGCAAGUGUUGCUGGACUUUUUGUUUUCCAAGCCACUUUCACAUUACAGGCUUUAAUGCUCAAUUCUGAUCUUUUUGUGUUGAUAGCUCACAUUUUUGUUUGUGACAUGUAUCCAGCUCCAGUGUGAACACUGUUGAGGUCCUAUACUGUCAAACAUCUGCAUAUUUAACUGGAAUGUGACAGUGAGAUAAAAAAAAAAACACAUAAAUUCCCAUUGGAGUGUCCUGACAGCAGUCACAUGAUCAGAGAUUGAAUAUGAUUCAGAUCUAGGAUCACAUAUGCAGGUGGCACAGAUCUGAUUUGAAAAAAAUAUCUGACUUGGUUUGUUCACACAUCUGUGAAAAGAUCAGAUCUGGGUCAUUUGGAGGGGACACAAUGGAUUUGGGCCACUUCAGCAGGUUGUGUGAAUGUGGCUUUACAGCCACACAGUUUCUGUGUGAGUGCAUACUGUGGAUAUUUAUGGGAUGUUUUUGUCUGGAUUGUUAUGUAUAAACAAAUGUAUAAUGGACUGUAUCCUGUAUUCAAUAGACAGCCUUUUUCUGCCCGCUUUGGUUUCCACACUUUUGUCACCUUUAGCAUUAAAGAGGUGUGUUAAUUCCUUCAGAGCUGCAAAAUCGAACCUUUUUUGGAAAAGUGGUCCAUCACUUGAAAACUAAUGGUCAUAGAAACACCUGCUUUGAUUUAGUUGCUGUUGGUGUGUUUAUGUGAUCGCAGUUAUAGUCGGUGAUCACAUCACAUGUCAGAACAUCAGCUGUUAAAGGUUUUUGCAACUGCUUUCCGUUCAUUGUGUUUCUGGGUCUUUAUCAGUCACUAAAUACCAGCAUUGCAUCCUUUCCAUUUUCUAAAGAGGAUAGGACAAAGACUUCCUGUUUUGGUAUGUAUGAGUUGGAAUGUGUACAACUGUAUGUAAAUCCACAGGUUUUGUACUACUCUGCAUUGAAAUCAUAAUUUAAAGAAGGUGCAAUAAAGACAGUUUGUUUUAAAUGGCACACAUUUAAACUUUUUUUUUUUUCUUUCAUCUUGUCAUCUGACAUUACUUGUGCCUAAAGAUGUAACUGGGUAAUUCUCUGCCUGUAACUGUAGGUUAUCAUUUAAUAAAACAGUUUGUUUUUGGGGGGGGGGCUUAUCAGUGAAAGUAAGGUGUAAUCAAAUGGUUGUCUUUACCCAACAUGCAGAUACGGAGCCAUAUUAGCAUUCAUUUAGUCAUGUUUGUGGUUACCAUAUUAACUUAAGUGCAAUACUGACUUUACUUUUAUCACAGUUUUUGUCUUCACAAACUACUGAGGGACAUAGCUGGCUGUUUUAUCUUAAAAAUCCUUUUUUUUUUCUUUUGAAAACAGCAGCUAGGUACAGUAAGUAGUAUGAGUCAAAGCAGUUGUGGGUCAGAAGACAAAAACUAUGACAAUGCUCCUUCAGUCUGAGAGGAACUGCUGAAACUAGUGAUAAAUCAUGUUUGUCAUCACAAACUACCUUUUUCCAUGUAUUACUCAUGUAAUCCAUUGUUUAUAUAAAAAUAUUGCAUGUAGUCACUUUAACACUUUAAAAACAAGAAAAUUAAAAGAAA